This is a messenger RNA of Pogonomyrmex barbatus (red harvester ant), 1458 nucleotides long. RefSeq lists its product as uncharacterized. The record is from RefSeq and is a predicted model, not a curated record. NCBI's taxonomy places the organism in Eukaryota, Metazoa, Arthropoda, Insecta, Hymenoptera, Formicidae.
CUUAUGAAAUAAUUUUAUAGAAAUUUCUACAAUAUUUUGUUAUGUGUGUAAUCUUCUUCAAAGGCGUAAGCGAGUUUGGAAACUUUUGGUUUAUGACUAAUAAAUCAAUGUCAGAAGUUUUCUGAAAGGGCGAACAUUGUAUUUGUCCCUAGGAACUUUCUUUCAACUUUCGUUCAUUCGUCGUGUAAACUUCUGUGAAAUAAAGACGCGUCGGCAUCGCGUCGGCAUCGCGUCGUAUCGAUAGUCGUAUCGGUCGGCAUAUUUAUGCAAAUACUUCACCUUUACAAGCUAAAUAAGGAAUAAAACGAACUACUAAAAUCGAAGCACUGUGACAGUCGAUCAAUCAUCGUGCCGACGUAAAUAACGUGUAACUCAAGCGUAUUUUACGCGAAGAAAACGUGAUACAGAUUUUUACACACAUGGCGCAGCCGGCAAGCAACGCUGCUCGGCCGUCCUCGGCGGCAAUACUGUUGAAAUAUGGAAUCGAUGUGAAAGAAGCAUUGGAUUACGGGACGUUCCAAAAGACCUGUGUUCAGAUAUUCGGUACGAACGAGGUCGAGAAGCACGAAUGGAGAGUACGCGAGGUCUUCGAGCUGUUCGACGCGAAUGCGGACGACGUAUUGACCGAGCAGGAAUUACACAGAUGCUGUAAUUGGAUACGUGAGAUUGUAAAUCCUGUCAAUGUUUUGUUAGUUGUCGAUGUGCAAAAUGAUUUUAUCGACGGUACGUUGGCACUUCGAAAUGCCGGUUAUGGGCAGGAAGGAACGGAAGUGAUAGAACCGAUAAAUCGACUUUUAAACAAUGGCCGUUGGAACAAAGUGAUAUAUUCGCAAGAUUGGCAUCCCCACAAUCACAUUAGCUUCUUUGAAAAUUUGGCGAUGCGCGAACUUCAUUCAGAAUCUAAAGUCACUAAGGAAAUAGCAAAACCAUUUGACACCGUUGUCUUUUCACAACCUUAUUUAAAGCAAAUACUUUGGCCAAGACAUUGCGUUAUGAACACGUGGGGCGCAGAGUUACACAAAGAUCUACUGAUAUUAUCUUCUUCGGAACGGAUAUAUAAGGGUCAACAUUCAGAUAAGGAAUCAUAUUCAGCGUUUGAAAAAGAAGCGGAUGGUUCCUCGAAGCUUGAAAAGAUUUUAUCAUCCAUUGGCGCUACACAUAUAUAUGUUUGUGGUCUCGCAUAUGACGUAUGUGUCAAAGAGACGUGUUUAGAUGGCCUGCGGUUGGGUUAUUCUAUAACUGUUAUUGAUAAUUCUUGUCGCGGUGUAAAACCUGAUGAUAUAAUAAUGGCAAAAAAAUUAAUCAUCGAGAAUGGUGGUUCAGUGGCAUGCACUGACCGCGUUUUGUCCAUGGUGAACGAAGGCAAAUGUAGCUUAGUGAUGGCACAUCGUACCGCAAGGAUUAUAAGAGAAAAAAAUAUUCUGUAAUAUCAUCUACAAAAUUGUUUUCUAAAAUGUA